AUGCCGGCCUUAGCCCAGACGGUCGACCGCCCGGCCGGCCCCGUCUACAAGCAGGGCGCCGCCCAGCAGCCCGGCAAGGCGAACCGCUCGACGUUCUCCGUCUCGCAGCGCGACGCCAUCGAGCGGGCGGGCGCGCUGCGCGGCCAGCGCGGGCGGGCGCAGCAGCCCUACUCCGGCCCGGUCGUGGUCGCGCCGACGAAGCAGCGCGGGCCGGGCUACGGGCUCGCGGGCGUGCUGCGGACGCGGCGGCCCCGGGCCAAGGACUCCCGGGGCAAGGGCGACAGCCUGCUGUUCCUGCGCGACCGCGAGCACGCCAAGCUCGUGAAGCGCGCGCAGGAGGUGCGCCAGUCGGCCGCGGACCGGUGCCGCCGCGCGAGCCGCAUCCACCGGCAGCGGCGGAAGCCGACGGACGACGACGCGUACCACAUGCGGCCCAAGUGGGACACGCACCUGGAGCGGUGCGUGCGCGAGGACCGCAUCGACGAGCUCUGGCAGCCGAAGUCAAAGCCGCCGCGGGAGACCUUCGAGGGGCCCCCGCCCGCGCACGUCGACGCGCCGCACACGAUGGACCCCGGCGACAAGCUCUACCCGGCGCCGCGCCACACGGUGGACGUCGACGCCGAGGCGCUGCGGGCGUCCCGGCAGCAGGAGGUGCGGCGGCCGCGGUCCGGCUGGGCGCCGCCGCCGCACUUCCUCGCCCGCGGGGCGUCGCCGCCGCAGAGCAGGACGGCGGCGAAGCUCCGGCAGUGCCCGCGCUGCAUGGUCCUCUACCUCGCCGAGAACCACACGUGCGUGCCCGUGUCGAGCGCGCCGGUGGAGAAGUACGACGGGCGGACGGACACGCGCGUGCGCCUCCCCUCGCCGCGGACGUCGGCGCAUAGCGGGCUCCGAUGAUAAGGUCCAAAAAUAG
Molecule: messenger RNA, 910 nt
Organism: Pelagomonas calceolata
Lineage: Eukaryota; Pelagophyceae; Pelagomonadales; Pelagomonadaceae
Source: the annotation of a GenBank genome assembly